Rhincodon typus (whale shark) is the source of this 1855-nucleotide messenger RNA. RefSeq names its product bromodomain-containing protein 3-like. NCBI's taxonomy places the organism in Eukaryota, Metazoa, Chordata, Chondrichthyes, Orectolobiformes, Rhincodontidae. Bases 74 to 1252 code for a protein of 392 amino acids. Gene Ontology annotation, biological process: chromatin remodeling; regulation of DNA-templated transcription. The record is from RefSeq and is a predicted model, not a curated record. Gene Ontology annotation, cellular component: nucleus; chromatin. The transcript has 7 exons.
AUAGUGUCUGUGUUUGAUGUGUGUUGCGGCAAAGAGUGUGCCUCUUGGUUCUGGAAUAUUCCAUUGACGGUGCAUGAUUUUUAUUGUCCUCUUUUUGCAGAAAAAGAUGGACAGUCGUGAUUAUCAGGACCCUCAGGGAUUUGCAGCAGAUAUUCGGUUAAUGUUUUCCAACUGUUACAAGUACAACCCUCCAGAUCAUGAAGUGGUGGCAAUGGCCAGGAAACUGCAGGAUGUUUUUGAAAUGCGGUUUGCAAAGAUGCCGGAUGAGCCUGUUGACAUUGCCCUACCUCCUCCCAUGCCACUUCCAACUAUCGCCAAGCCCAAAGUGUCAUCCUCAUCCAAUUCCAAUAGCUCGGAUUCAGAAGAGGAGAGGGCAAAUCGAUUGGCGGAACUGCAGGAGCAGCUGAAAGCUGUUCAUGAGCAGCUGGCAGCUCUGUCUCAGGCUCCUGUCAGCAAACCAAAGAAGAAGAAAGAGAAAAAGGAGAAAAAAAGGAAGGAAAAACACAAACUGAAAGUGGAGGAGAAUGACAAGAAGGUCAAGACCUCUCAGGCGAGCAAGCAAGCACAGUGCAAGAAACACAGCAGCAAGAAGCCCAGCAGUGUGAAUUCACUGACCAGACCCCUGAAGAAAGCUACAAAGCUACCGCUACUUUAUGACUCUCAAGAGGAAGAGGACACUCAGCCAAUGUCAUAUGAUGAGAAGCGUCAGCUGAGUCUCGACAUCAACAAACUUCCAGGUGAAAAACUGGGCCGGGUAGUUCAUAUCAUUCAGUCGAGGGAACCCUCCCUCAGGGACUCCAACCCUGAUGAGAUUGAAAUAGACUUUGAAACGUUGAAGCCAACAACUUUACGAGAGCUAGAACGAUACGUCAAAUCCUGCUUACAGAAAAAACAAAGAAAACCAUAUAACACUUCUCCCGACAUGUUCAGUGGUAGAGAUGGUGAAGAGCAGCACACUCUGUGGGACUCCAGCAGUAACCGACCCCCAUUACCAGCUACGCCUUCAAAGAAACCUGUUGGGAAAGUGAAGGAGGAUCUUACUCUGGAGAAGAAGACAGAGCUGGAGAAACGUUUACAGAACAUGAGUGGGCCACUUAAUCACAGCAAAAAACCGAACAAGAAAGGGGAGAAGUCAGACCUCAGGCAGGGAGGGUGUCCCUCCCGUCUCAGUGGCAGCAGCAGUUCAUCCUCUGACUCAGGCAGCACCAGCUCCAGUGUCUCCAGCUCCUCAGAUACCAGUGAAUCUGAAUAGACCUUUCGAUCUGGGCUCUCAAAUUAUACUUUUGGCACAAAGUUCUUCCGGCUGCUGGCCCACAUGACUUGAACCUUACCUCACCAGAUUUGAAAGCUGUGCUGUUUUUUUGAUGAUGAAUGAACCUGAUAGGAGAGACCCUGACCAGCACAUUCCAUUGAUGAUCAUUCACUCAGUUAAAAGCAGUGUGAGACGCCUGACUGAAGGAUAUAGCCAGUGUCUGAGCACACAGGGACUGUCUGAGUGCAAGUGUUUACCCAUGUGUAUAUACCUAAUUUAUUAAGAACCUGGACAAAUAAAUCAACUCGGGACCAAUGAGGAAGCCUCCAGGCAGGAUUCUGAUCGUAUGUGUGUAGCCUGGCUUGUGCUAGAUCCUUCAGGUGUUUGUACAGCCGAUGUGACUGGGUGCUGUGAUUUACAAAUUCAAUUUGUUGUGUUUGUUAAGCAUUUUUAUCAUUCUAUUUAAGGUAAAGGAAGGAAUGGAAGGGGUCGGAGUCCAUUGUACAGACAGAAGUGUUGAAACUUUAGAUAAUCAGGUUUGAAUAAGUCAGUUUCUGAUUUCUACAAAGGCCCUUUUGAAAUAAACAGGAUUGGGUUUGGUGA